Ectocarpus siliculosus is the source of this 2343-nucleotide messenger RNA. Lineage: Eukaryota; Phaeophyceae; Ectocarpales; Ectocarpaceae. The record is from the annotation of a GenBank genome assembly.
AUGCCAAGGAGUGUUAAGAGGGUUUCCUUUGUCCUUGAAGAGGAGGCGACGGUCGGCGAGCGAAUCCCGCUGCUUGCCCGCGCCGAUGCGGAUGAAUCGAUCACGAAGGGCAUGGAGGGCGGCGGCGGCGGGGGCGGCGGCAACGGCGGCGGCGCGUUUUCGCGGCAUCAUCAUCAUGAAGAGGAGGAGAAGCAGGACAGCGUCGUUGUCCUAGAGCAGCUGCCGGCCCUGCUCGUGCGCUCCUGCACCGUGUUCACGGCGGCGGGGUGCUGCUCACUCCUGAUUGGCACGCUGAAGAACGGACUCGAAAAGAGCUUGAGCGUGAUGUGGUGCAUGAUCCCCGCGGUGCUAGCGUCCGUGUGGUUCGUGUUCGAGCUGAUCCGGUCCCUGCUGCGGGUGCGGCGGGUCAUGCUCCGCGAGGAGGCGCAGCGGAUGCUCUCGGUCAGGAGGAUGCGCCGGCAGCUGCGCCGGAGGAGCGCCCGGGCGAGCCUGCAGCGGCAGAGAGAGGAGGAGGCGGCGGAGCGGGACAUGGAUGUUGCCGCCGCCGGGGGCGGUGGCACGACGGACAGCUCCGCUCGUGUCCGGCGGUGGUCGGCGUUGGUCAGGCCGCCGUCAUCGCGGACCCGACGCCACUUGUCGCGCGGCGAGACUCCGCCCGGCGGCGCCGCCCCCGCCGCGGAUGUCUGCCUGGGCGCCGGCAGGGACGAAGUCGAGGAGGCGGACGAGUUCGAAGGCUGGUGGAGUAGCAGCGGCAGCGGUAUCGUUAGGCGGGGAGGUGUCGACAAUGGCGGCGGCGGCGGCGGCGGCGGAUUCGACGAAGAUGACGUUUUGCGGCUUUCCCCCACGCAGCGGACCCUGGCCCUCGGGCUGCCACCGGUCGGGACCGCUUCUCCCGAUGCUUAUACGAGCGAAGAACGAAAAAGAUAUCAUGAGCCGAGGGCGGCGGCGGGGGCGACCCCCUCCAAAACCUCGUCUUACGAUGACGGCGACAACGAAGACGACAUUGAAGCAGCCUCCGCCGCCGCACGUUCUUCUCCUCCCACCCCGGGACUCAAGUGGCCGAAGGCGCCGCCGGCAACAACGUCCUCGGGCGGCGGCGAGGGCGAAGGCGACAGCCACCGCUCCGCGCAAAGGGCGGUGCGGGUGAGCGUCCUGCUGCAGGCGUGGCUGCGGCUUUGGCUCACCAUGGCGGCGUUCGGGGUGACCCUGUCCGUUUUCAUGAUCCUCCUCUCGCUGCGUCUGUUGGGGGUCUCGUCGCACCACCUCACGGCCUUCUGGAUCGCGAGCCCGGGCCUGCUGGCCCUGACGCUCCUCGCCCUCCACUCGCUGGUGAUCCUGGACGGAAGCGGCGGGUACGGCGGGGCACCCGUGCUGCGGGUCGGCGGCAACAGGCUGGUGGUUGUGCUCGGGCGCAGGCCGGUCAUCCUCCUGACGCUGCUAGCCGCCGUGCUCGUGGUCCUGAAGAUCGACAGCGUCGCCGGGGGCUCGGGGGCGGUGAUGGAGGCCAUAGAGAAGGUGCACUGGGGCUACGUCUUCCUGCCGCUGUGGGUGAUCGUCUGCAUGCUCGAGACCGUCUACCUGGGGGCCCUGUGGGAGAACUACACGCGCAGGAGCCUGACCUUCCCGGGCCUCUUCGGGGGCGUGCGCGACCUCCGCGGGCUCGGCGGCGUCGGGUACUGGUUCUGCUGUUGCUUGGGGGGGAGGAGGGGUUACGCGGGCGACGGAGGAGAGAACGGGGGAUGCCACUGGCAGUGGCGUCGGACAUGGUGGAGCGGCGAGAAGUACGGUGAUGGCGACUCUGAGGAUCCACUUGUCAGCGAUGACGACGAGUAUGAAGGAAAGCAGCAGCAGCAGCAGCAGCAGCAGCAGCAGCAGGUUGCCGGGGGGGGAACAAGCGGAAAGUUUGGUGGGUUUGGGCGGGAGUCGCCGCCCACCGACGCCGAGGCGUACGUGUCGUGCUCGAGCCCCGUCCGGCGGAGGGUGGAACUGACCCCUAGCCAGCGAGCGGCCGCGAUAACGAUCUCCGCAGGGGCCAUCCUUCUCACCGCCUGCCUCGUGUCCCUCAUCGUCGGGUCCAACGACGAGCAAGCCGACUGGGGGGUGCCCCUGACCAUGGUCACGGCAACGACCGGGUUCGGCAUGGUGUUGCUCGAGCUGCAGGCGCUGCCCUCGCCCAAGCUCGAGAAGCUUGACGGUUCAGAGCUUGAGGAUCCGACUUUCUCGAAAGAAGAGAAAGAAGUUGGAAUCCCACCCACGCUGAACAUGUUCCCUGUUGGUUACCCUACAGAGUUGAGAGGGGACAGAGGGUUGCGAAAAAGACGAGCACCUGUGAAGAGGUGGUAG